Stylophora pistillata is the source of this 1230-nucleotide messenger RNA. RefSeq names its product conglutin beta 1-like. Lineage: Eukaryota; Metazoa; Cnidaria; Anthozoa; Scleractinia; Pocilloporidae. The record is from RefSeq and is a predicted model, not a curated record.
AUGUCUAGCGAUGAAGAUAAUGAAAUGUCGGAGGAGAAUCAAAAUGAUGUUGAUGCAGAACUUCUGCAAAGAGCUGGAAAUUUACAACUAGAUACCGAUGUUGAGAGUGUCGGUAGUUCUGUAUUGAAUGAUAUUGCAGACCCUAAUUCUGAAACUAGGAAACAAGAAAAUGAAAAUGAAGAAGAGGAAAGUAAAAGAAUCGAGCUAGAGCAACAAGAAAGGGAAAAGAAGAGAUUGAAGGAAUUGAAAAGAAGAGAAAAGGAGGAAGAGCAGAGGAGAAUGGAAGAAGAGGAAAGUAACAGGAGGGAAGAAAGGCAGAAAGAGAGAAGAAAAAGGAAGAGAGAGGAAUCAGAGGAGAAGGAGAGAGAACAUAGCAGAAGACGCAUGGAGGAUAGAAACGAAGACAAGCAGAAAAAGACAUGCAAUAAGAACAGCAUUAAGAGCACAAUAUCGUGUAUUGAGUGCUACACCAAAAUCUUUCAGCAUGUAGUAACCACAUUGCAACAGUUGCAUGUAAGACCAGUAGUACUACUCUGUGGAGAUCAACAGCAGCAGAAACAAAUAACCGCGUUUGAUGGUAACACUAAAAGCACUGAAGGAAUUUUACAGAGACGCUCUUUAUUCAGAAAUAGUGUCGUAGUGCUGCGAUAUUUUAAACCAAGUUUAAACACGAUUCGUCAGUUUGAACAAGGACGUGUCCUACUUCAAAAGGAGCCUCGUGAUAUUGACAUCUUAAAUGUUUUAAAAGAAUAUCCUGAAGCUUUGAUUUUAACUUUGACUCGGGCUGCAACUGCAAGAGUGAACAGAGUAGCAGUGAAUAAUCUAUUUGAGCAAGGUGAUUUUCUUGGACAUAUCCGAUAUAAUGAUCAUGAUGAAUUCAUUCCACUGUUCAAAAACAUGAGAGUAGUAAUCACUCAAAACAGGAAUAAAGAACUAACUGUAGUAAAUGGUCAAACUGGAAUAGUGAUAACAAUGCAUAAUGCGACAGUCUUUUUAAAGCUACCAAAUGAUAGCAUAGUUGCUAUUUAUGCUGUUAUUCAAAAAGUGGAAAAUGAAAUGAGAACAACAUAUCCCAUAGUACCAGCUUAUGCUUCAACUAUCUGCAAAGUUCAAGGACAGAACUUAGGAAAGGUGAUAGUCUGGUUAGAUUCAGCUUUUGUGCCAGAAGGUGCAGCUUAUGUGGCAAUUUCACGUCUAAGAAAACUUGAUGAUUUACCCUUUCUGACAUAG